AUGGAACCUAAUUUCUUUAACAACUCGGGGCUCAUGCUCCUCUGCAAGGACGGCAGCGCCGUUCGCGCUAUCGAUGUUUUGAAGGACUCUGAGUACGUGCUUAUGUACUUCUCCGCGCACUGGUGCCCGCCAUGCCGCGCUUUCACUCCGCUGCUGAAGAAGUUCUACGAGACCCACCACGCCAAGAAGAAGUUCGAGGUUGUAUUCAUGUCGAUGGAUCGAUCUGAGAGAGAGAUGAUGAACUAUUUCCGUGAGUCGCAUGGAGACUACUACUGCCUCCCGUACGAGGAUGCGAAGUCGAUGGCCCGCGUGUGGGGGGACUCAUACAAGUUCAAGUCAAUUCCUACGCUUCUUGUGUUCGAGAACGCAAAUCCGCGCAGGCUGAUUGCGCGAUGCGGACGAAACAUGGUCACCCAAGACCCAUCUGCGGAAGCGUUUCCUUGGCCCGAUGCAGACGCGAUGCAGCCGACUGGGUUACCCAUCUUUGAGUACGCCUGUAAGGCAGUCAUUCUGGUUGGUAUCUUGUCUCUCCUCUACUCGUUGAUGAGCCGCAGCUCGUGA
Messenger RNA from Leishmania braziliensis MHOM/BR/75/M2904, 561 nucleotides. Its product is annotated as tryparedoxin-like protein. The record is from RefSeq and is a predicted model, not a curated record. The transcript has a single exon. Bases 1 to 561 code for a protein of 186 amino acids. Lineage: Eukaryota; Euglenozoa; Kinetoplastea; Trypanosomatida; Trypanosomatidae.